Molecule: messenger RNA, 1622 nt
Organism: Monodelphis domestica (gray short-tailed opossum)
Lineage: Eukaryota; Metazoa; Chordata; Mammalia; Didelphimorphia; Didelphidae
Source: RefSeq, a predicted model, not a curated record
CUCCGCCCUUGCUACAAGUUGCAGCACCUACCCAGCCCCCAGACUGCUGGUAUCAAGUCUCUCUGGCCUCUGCAUGAGUCCUCAUCUCCCUUAACCCACAAGAACAUUCAUCAGUGGAACCCCUUUCCAUGUCAAGGAGGCACUAACAUUCAAGGAUGUGUCUGUGGACUUCACUCGGGAGGAGUGGUGCCUCUUGUCCCCUCCCCAGAAGGAACUAUACAAGGAGGUGAUGUUGGAGAAUGCCCGGAACCUGCUCUCUGUGGGAGAUAUCAGACCUGAAAUGAAAGCGAAUCCAAGAGAGGUGAGCUUUCCUGUGGAAGAAAUGGAACUACAAAGAUUCAUGCGUCAUGGUCCCAAUAACUUUUCUUCCAGGGAAUUCUCUGUUGCACCUCAAAAUUCAUCUCAUAUUGAACAUCAAAGAAUGCACCCUAAGGGAAAAUCUAGUGAAAAAAAUCAGUGUGGAAAGAUUUUUAUGCACAGGGUCAGUCUUGCUGAACAUCAAAGAAUACACAGUGGGGAGAGGCUUUAUAAAUGCAAGCAAUGUGGAAAGGCGUUCAGUGUGAGCUCCAGUCUUGCUAGACAUCAGAGAAUCCACACUGGGGAGAAACCUUAUGAAUGCAUGCAAUGUGGAAAGACAUUCAGACAUAGCUCCACUCUUGCCGCCCAUCAGGGAAUCCACAGUGGGGAAAAACUUUAUAAAUGCACACAGUGUGGAAAGUCAUUCAGUCAGCGCUCACAUCUUGCUAGACAUCAGAGAAUCCACACUGGGGAGAAACCUUAUGAAUGCAAACAGUGUGGAAAGACUUUCCGACUGAGCUCUAGUCGUGCUGAACAUCAGAGAAUCCACAGUGGGGAGAAGCUUUUUGAAUGCAGGCAAUGUGGAAAGGCAUUCAGUGUAAUCUCCAGUCUAGCUACACAUCAGAGAAUCCACACUGGUGAGAAACCCUAUGAAUGCAAGCAGUGUGGAAAGACAUUCAGUCAGAGCUCCCAUCUUGGUACACAUCAGAGAAUCCACACUGGAGAGAAACCUUAUGAAUGCAAAGAAUGUGGAAAAACUUUUAGUCGGAACUCCAGCCGUGCUGACCAUCUGAGAAUCCACACUGGAGAGAAACCUUAUGAAUGCAAGCAAUGUGGAAAGGCAUUUAGUGUGAGCUCCAACCUUGCUGUACAUCAGAGAAUCCACACUGGGGUGAAACCUUAUGAAUGCAAGCAGUGUGGAAAGACAUUCAGUCAAAGCUCCUAUCUUGUUAUACAUCAAAGAAAACACUGGCAAGAAACAUUAUGACUGAAAACAAUGUGGAAAGACAUUCAGUCACAGUGCCAAUUUUGCUGUUCAUCAAAGAAUCCACACUGAAGGAACCUUACAAAUAAAAUCUAUUUGCAAAGAUGUUCAUAUUCAGCAAAGGUCUUACUACUCUUUGAAGGAAAUUCCCCCCCCCCCCUUUCUUGGGCAGCAUUGUUUAAUUAGAAAUCUCUUGCUCUAAAAACUGAUUCUCAGCACCCCAUUCUCAUCCUGUUUUUACAUGCUGACAUACACAGGAUUUAAAUUUAGAGGAGCCUUGCCUCUUGCUCUCCUCUUCUUGUGAGGGUAGCUAAGCACAUGGAGUUUUUUGAGCAUCUAG